Nerophis lumbriciformis (worm pipefish) is the source of this 912-nucleotide messenger RNA. Lineage: Eukaryota; Metazoa; Chordata; Actinopteri; Syngnathiformes; Syngnathidae. The record is from RefSeq and is a predicted model, not a curated record.
AUGGGUUUAAUCACCGGGGUCUGCGCUUUCCUUUACCACCUGCCCCAGAUUUACAAAUGGCUCCUGAAACCGUAUUACAUCACGUCCUUUUUCAUGACCAUCGCUUUCUUGGUAGUCAGAAAGGCUCCCGGUUUGUGCGAGCACCUGGCGACGCAGCGUGAGGACGGCAACUCGUGCGACUUCGAUUGGAGAGAAGUGGAGAUUCUCAUGUUUCUCAGUGCGAUCGUGAUGAUGAAAAACAGAAGAGCAAUCACCUUGGAGCAGCACAUCGGAAACUUGUUCCUGUUCAGCAAAGUGGCCAACGUCAUCCUCUUUUUCCGACUGGACAUUCGUCUGGGCAUCCUCUACCUCGCACUAUGUGUCGCUUUUGUCAUGACAUGCAAGCCUCCUUUAUACAUGGGCCCUGAAUACAUCAAGUAUUUCAGUGACAAGACCAUUGAUGAGGAGCUGCAGAAAGAUAGUCGUGUAACCUGGAUAGUUGAAUUCUACGCCAACUGGUCAUCUGACUGCCAGUCUUUCGCUCCGGUGUAUGCUGACCUGUCGCUCAAGUAUAACUGUGCUGGGCUGAGGUUUGGGAAGGUGGACAUUGGUCGUUAUGGAGAGGUUUCACAGAGGUACAAAGUGAGCACAUCACCUCUGUCCAAGCAGCUUCCCUCACUGGUGUUAUUCCAAGGUGGGCAGGAGGUUAUGAGGCGUCCAUCAGUGGACAGUAAAGGCCGAGCUAUUUCAUGGACUUUCAAUGAGGAGAACAUUAUCAGAGAGUUUGAUCUUAACGAGCGCUUCCAGAAGUCCAAGAAGCUGAACAAGAGUCGCGGUUUGAAGGAAGAGGAGCAGCAGAACUCCCGGCAAGACGAGACCGAGCCUGAUGUGAACACUCAGGAGCAAAGUUCGGAGAGCAAGAAAGACAAGUGA